AGAAACGGCAUGACAUGACGACUUUCUACAGCUCUACCACCUCGCUGUGAUCGCAGCAAACCACAACACAAUACCGCCAACAUGGUUGCACCAUUACGGAAUGGCGUCCUGCGACAAGCAGCGACUUGCCUUCGCCAGCAACGCAGUACGCCCUCAAUUCGACCAAUGUCCCGCGAAGCAUUGCGCCGCCUGGCAUCGACACUUGCGAUCCUCGAACAACGCGAAGGCAAGCUGAAUAUGUCAUCCCUGGCUUCAAUCUCGGCUGCACAGAAACUGGGAGGUAGCAUACAUGGCUUCGUGGCAGGCUCCAAUAUCAAGUCGGUGGCCGACGAGGCCUCCAAGGUCGACGGACUGGAAAAGGUGAUCUACGUCGAGAACGGCGCAUACGACAAAGGCCUCCCCGAGAAUUUUGCUCCUCUUCUGGUCGAGAACAUCAAAAAGGGUGGAUACACACAUGUGCUGGCUGGACAUUCUGCCUUUGGGAAGAACCUCAUGCCGCGCGUGGCUGCGCUACUUGACGUGCAGCAGAUCAGCGACAUCACGGACAUUGAGGGCGAGGACACAUUUGUCAGGCCAAUCUAUGCUGGAAAUGCAAUCCUGACUGUGCAAAGUCAAGACGAAGUUAAGGUGGUGACAGUGCGAGGCACAGCUUUCCCGGCAGGUGCAGCUGAGGGCGGAUCGGCUGCUGUUGAAGAGGGUACUGACCCAAAGGCGGAAUGCCCUACAGAAUGGGUGUCUGAGGAUCUGGCCAAGAGUGACCGCCCAGAUCUGGCUACAGCAGAAAAGGUGGUCAGUGGUGGGCGCGGUUUGAAGAGCAAGGAGGAGUUCGAUAAAUUGAUGCCACCGCUCGCUGAUGCUCUCGGUGCCGCUAUCGGAGCCAGUCGAGCAGCUGUUGAUUCUGGAUUCGCAGACAACAGUCUGCAGGUUGGACAGACUGGAAAGAACGUCGCACCACAGCUAUAUCUCUGCGCUGGUAUCUCCGGUGCCAUUCAACAUUUGGCUGGCAUGAAGGAUUCGAAGGUGAUUGCAGCGAUCAACAAAGACCCAGAUGCGCCUAUUUUCCAGGUGGCGGAUGUCGGGCUCGUGGGGGAUCUGUUCGAAAAGGUGCCAGAAUUGACCGAAAAGCUUAAGAGCUCGUAGACUAGCGACGAGUGAUUAUACCAGAAAGUGAGGCGUUUGUGGAGCCGACAGGUAUGGAAAUGCGAUCUGUACUGCUCAUCUAGCAGAUCCUGGCACAUUGUAUAGUUCGUGCAACGAAUAUGCUUUCUUUUACCCG
Messenger RNA from Cercospora beticola, 1276 nucleotides. It is a transcript of the gene AIM45, whose product is annotated as Aim45p. Gene Ontology annotation, biological process: fatty acid beta-oxidation using acyl-CoA dehydrogenase. NCBI's taxonomy places the organism in Eukaryota, Fungi, Ascomycota, Dothideomycetes, Mycosphaerellales, Mycosphaerellaceae. The record is from RefSeq and is a predicted model, not a curated record. Gene Ontology annotation, cellular component: mitochondrion. Gene Ontology annotation, molecular function: flavin adenine dinucleotide binding; electron transfer activity.